GUUAGUUUCCUACAUUAAUCGCCACAAAGCAAUCAAACUCUGAAAACUCCGAGCUUCUCAGCUCUGCAUUCCCAUGGCUUCUUCCUAUUCCCCCCACCUCCCUUCUCCCAACGAUUCCGACAUCGACCUCAUCAUCUCCGAAGCCACAGAUCUCUGCAUUCUCGAACAGAUCGCCGCCCUCAACACCGCCCAUCUCUCCGACUUCACCCUUUCCACCGACCUCGAAUCCCGCUUCAGAAAGCUCAAAACUUUCCCCGGAUCCAAUCUCCCCUCAAAGCUUCCUUCCCAUUCUUCCCUUCAGGAGAAGGAGAACAUGCCCUCUUCUUCAAUCCAACCCGAGAACUUGAACGAAUCAGAUGAAUCCAAACCAGAGGUUAUCUCAAUCGCAAGUCCGAAACCAGAGAGAUUAAAGGAUUUGAAGGAGUUACGAACAUCAACUUCGGUGGAGAGAAGGUCUCCUUCGCCUACGCGUGUGAUGUGCUGCUUUGGGUGCUCGCCGAAGAAGAUGGUGCAGAGGAGAAAGGGGAAACAGUAUGAAGAGAUAUUCCUGGAGUUUGGAGUCUCCUCCAUGAAAGAACAUAGGAAGAAGUUGGAGAAGGUGUUGAAGGAGCAGGAGAGGAUGAGCAGAGAGGUGGAAAAGAUGGUGGAGGUCAUGGAGGAGGCUGCUGCGAGGAUGAAUGAGGAAACCAUGGAUGAGCUCAUGAGAGGAGAUGGAGUUGAAGAGUUUAAGUAGACGGCAAUGGUAUUUUGGCAUCUCAUUGUUCUUCUCUACAUGCUGUAGGUUGAGUGUUAUUUUUUCUUUAUUUUUUCUGUGCAUGCAACAUGUCUGUCGAAAUGUUUCUUUGGGUUCUCUAUUCAGCAUAUAGUAUUGAGAUUUUUACAAAUGCAGAUUGCAAUUCAUUUUGUUAAAGUGAGAGUAAGAAUAAAAUUGAGUAUAUAGAUCUGUAAAUGUACUACAUAGUGCUUAAACAAUGAACUUUGCCAGUAUCAUUUAAAUUCUUUUUAGGACUUGUUUG
This is a messenger RNA of Phalaenopsis equestris, 1016 nucleotides long. RefSeq lists its product as uncharacterized. The record is from RefSeq and is a predicted model, not a curated record. Bases 74 to 733 code for a protein of 219 amino acids. The transcript has a single exon. Lineage: Eukaryota; Viridiplantae; Streptophyta; Magnoliopsida; Asparagales; Orchidaceae.